AUGGAAGAAAUUGAGGAGGAGAAGCUCAAUUCUUACGAGAUCCACUUUUACGCCCCAAGUGCUGCUGAGAUAGAAAGUGAAGUGAACAAAGAAGGGUCUUUUGAAUUAGAGAAGUUAGAGAUGUUUGAAGUAGACAAGGAGUGGGCCAGCAAGGAUGGUAUUAGUGCAGGUCUGGUGUAUGCAAAGACGGUAAGAGCGGCUCAAGAGUCAAUGAUUGCUUCACACUUCGGAGAAGAGAUAUUGGACAAGAUGUUUGAUACAUAUGGACAAGAUGUUUGA
Molecule: messenger RNA, 279 nt
Organism: Eruca vesicaria subsp. sativa (arugula)
Lineage: Eukaryota; Viridiplantae; Streptophyta; Magnoliopsida; Brassicales; Brassicaceae
Source: the annotation of a GenBank genome assembly